Molecule: messenger RNA, 2720 nt
Organism: Chelonoidis abingdonii (Abingdon island giant tortoise)
Lineage: Eukaryota; Metazoa; Chordata; Testudines; Testudinidae
Product: solute carrier family 12 member 3-like
Biological process (GO): potassium ion homeostasis; sodium ion homeostasis; potassium ion import across plasma membrane
Cellular component (GO): apical plasma membrane
Molecular function (GO): sodium:potassium:chloride symporter activity
Source: RefSeq, a predicted model, not a curated record
GUCCGGUUCGGCUGGGUGACCGGCGUGAUGAUCCGGUGCAUGCUCAACAUCUGGGGUGUGAUCCUAUAUCUCCGGCUGCCUUGGAUCACAGCCCAGGCUGGGAUAGGGCUGACAUGGCUCAUCAUCCUCAUGUCGGCUGUAGUCACCACGAUCACCGGCCUGUCCAUCUCCGCCAUCUCCACCAAUGGCAAGGUGAAGGCAGGGGGCACCUACUUCUUGAUCUCGCGCAGCCUGGGCCCCGAGCUGGGCGGCUCCAUCGGGCUGCUCUUCUCCUUCGCCAAUGCUGUGGCUGUGGCUAUGCAUGUGGUGGGCUUCGCCGAGACUGUGCGUGACCUGCUGCUGGAGUUUGACGCGGUGAUGACAGACCCUGUGAAUGACAUCCGGAUCGUGGGCGUCAUCACGGUGACAGUGUUGCUGGGCAUCGCGCUGGCUGGCAUGGAGUGGGAAGCCAAGGCCCAGGUUGUCUUUUUCUUUGUCAUCAUGGUCUCCUUCAUCAACUACUUCGUGGGGACCCUGAUUCCAGCCACAGAGGAGAAAAUGUCCAAAGGCUACUUCAGCUACCGAGGGGACAUCUUCCUGGAGAACAUCGGGCCAGAGUGGCGGGGCGAAUCGGGCAACUUCUUUGGCAUGUUCUCCAUCUUCUUCCCCUCAGCCACUGGUAUCUUGGCUGGCGCCAACAUCUCAGGCGACCUCAAGGACCCCGCAGUGGCUAUCCCCAAGGGCACCCUGCUGGCCAUCUUCUGGACCACGCUUUCCUACCUGGCCAUCUCAGCUACCAUAGGGUCAUGCGUGGUGCGUGAUGCGUCCGGGAGUCUGAACGACACACUGGGCUCCCCCAACACCACGGACGGCUGCCUGGGCCUCGGGUGCGGCUACGGCUGGAACUUCACCGAGUGUGCCCAGCCCGGCACCUGCAAGUACGGGCUGGCCAACAACUACCAGACCAUGAGCAUGGUGUCUGGCUUCAGUCCCCUCAUCACGGCUGGGAUCUUCGCCGCCACCCUCUCCUCUGCCCUAGCCUGCCUGGUCUCAGCCCCCAAGGUCUUCCAGUGCCUGUGCCAAGAUAAGCUGUAUCCCAUCAUCGGCUUCUUUGCCAAGGGCUAUGGCAAGAACAACGAGCCGCUUCGGGGCUACAUGCUCACUUUCAUCCUGGCCAUUGCCUUCAUCCUCAUCGCUGAGCUCAACACCAUCGCCCCCAUCAUCUCCAACUUCUUCCUUUGCUCCUAUGCCCUCAUCAACUUCAGCUGCUUCCAUGCCACAAUCACCAACUCCCCAGGCUGGCGACCUUCUUUUCGCUACUUCAGCAAGUGGAGCGCCCUCUUUGGGGCCGUGGUCUCCGUGGUCAUCAUGUUCCUGCUGACCUGGUGGGCGGCCCUCAUUGUGGUGGGCAUUAUCCUGGUCAGCUUGGCCUAUGUCAGCUACAAGAAGCCAGAUGUCAACUGGGGCUCCUCUGUGCAGGCCGGGACCUACAGCAUGGCCCUGUCCUACUCUGUCAGCCUCACGCAAGUGGAGGAGCAUGUCAAGAACUUCCGCCCCCAAUGCCUGGUGCUGACGGGUCCCCCCAGCUUCCGGCCAGCUCUGGUGGAUUUUGUCGGCGCCUUCACCAAGGGGGUCAGCCUCAUGAUCUGUGGGAACCUGCAGGACACCCCAGGGGACCGCGACUCAGAGGAGCACGUCGAGUGGCUGAGCAGGCGCAAGGUGCGAUCUUUCUACACCCUCAUCACAGCCCCAGACCUGCGCAGCGGAGCCCGUAGCCUCAUGCAGGUGUCCGGGCUGGGGCGUCUCAAACCCAACACGAUCGUGCUGGGCUACAAGCAGAACUGGCAGACGGACUUGCCCCACAACCUGGAGAACUACGUGGCCACCAUCCACGACGCGUUCGACGGCCGGGCUGGGGUGUGCGUGUUGAGAAUGAAGGACGGAUUGGAUGUGUCACGGACGGUGCGGGCCUAUGGUAACGUGAAGGUGCUGGGCGCGGACGAGCUCACUGAGACCCACUUCCAGGCCCAGCAGAAGAAGAGAUGUGUGGACGUCUACUGGCUCUUUGACGAUGGGGGGCUCACCCUGCUGGUCCCCUACCUGCUGAGCCGCCGCAAGCGCUGGAGCCGCUGUCGCGUCCGGGUCUUCGUCAGCGGCCACCUGGGCAGUGCCGAGCAGCAGCGCCAGGAGAUCCAGUUGCUGCUCAGCAAGUUCCGCCUGGGUUUCAGCGAGGUGCUGGUGCUGCCCCACGCGGCCUGGCAGCCAGAGGAGAGCAGCCUGAAGGAGUUUGAGGACCUGGUGGCUCCAUUCCGGCUCAACGAGGGGCAGCGCAGCCCUGAGGCCACAGAGGCCUUGCGGAGGGAGACACCCUGGAAGGUGUCAGAUGAGGAUCUGCGGGUCUACAGGAAAAAGUCAGAGCAGCAGGUCCGACUCCAUGAAAUCCUGCAGGAGAAUUCCCGGAACGCCGCCCUGAUCGUCAUGAGCCUGCCUGUGGUGCGCAAGGGGGCCUGUCCCAGUGCCCUCUACAUGGCCUGGCUGGAGACCCUGUCCCGGGAUCUGCGUCCACCUGUUGCCUUCAUCCGGGGCAACCAGCAGGAUGCCCUGACCUUCUACUGCCAGUAGGGGGCUCUGCAAGCUUAGCCCGAGGGAGUAGCCUGGAAACCUGGGUUCCUUCCCCAGCAGUGCAGCAGCAGCCCCAGCCCAGCCCAGCUGGAUGGAUCAUGGCCCCCGGCUGGGCAGGG